This is a messenger RNA of Electrophorus electricus (electric eel), 3752 nucleotides long. RefSeq names its product solute carrier family 5 member 11 (gene slc5a11). Gene Ontology annotation, biological process: transmembrane transport. Gene Ontology annotation, molecular function: D-glucose:sodium symporter activity. The record is from RefSeq and is a predicted model, not a curated record. Gene Ontology annotation, cellular component: plasma membrane. NCBI's taxonomy places the organism in Eukaryota, Metazoa, Chordata, Actinopteri, Gymnotiformes, Gymnotidae.
UCUAGAGAACAAUGAGACCAUAAGUGUCUGAAGGGUGAAGGUUUUUGACAGGCGAUGCACUAUAGCACCAUGUGAAUGCCUUGAUGAGAAAGACCGACAUUCUGUCUCCACCUGCGAGCACUGUUUGAACGACUUUUGCUUCCUGACCCAUUUGACCUUUGACAUUAUGGCUAGCACAGAGAUGCCUAAUGUCUCUCCUGCACCCACUAAAGAAGACUCACAGGGACCCAAGAGCCUACCUGCUGCUGAUAUAGCAGUGCUAGUGGUGUAUUUCUUAUUGAUCUUGGCAGUAGGACUAUGGUCUAUGUGGAAAACCAAGAGAAGUACAGUCAACGGAUAUUUUCUAGCAGGCAAAAACAUGACCUGGUGGCCGGUGGGAACGUCCUUGUUUGCCAGUAAUGUGGGCAGUGGCCACUUCAUUGGGCUGGCAGGCUCAGGAGCUGCAGCUGGCAUUGGCCCUGUUGCAUACGAGUGGAAUGGUAUGCUGAUGGUCCUGGUUCUAGGCUGGUUCUUCCUACCCAUCUACAUUGCUUCAGGGGUGACAACUAUGCCUGAGUAUCUUCAGAGAAGAUUUGGGGGCAAAAGAAUUCAGAUAUUUAUUGCCAUCUUGUAUUUAUUUAUUUACAUCUUUACAAAAAUAUCAGUGGAUAUGUACGCUGGUGCAGUGUUCAUUCAGCAGGCUCUUGGCUGGGAUAUUUAUCUGGCUGUGGUACUUCUUCUCGUCAUCACAGCUUUCUACACAGUAGCAGGUGGCCUUGCUGCAGUCAUCUACACAGAUGCAGCUCAGACUCUGGUCAUGCUGAUGGGGGCCCUGACGCUUAUGGGCUUCAGUUUCACAGAGGUUGGGGGGUGGCAAGCUGUCUUUGAUAGAUAUAGCAGUGCCAUCCCCUCCAUUAGACCCCCAAACACCACCUGUGGGAUCCCUCGUGAAGAUGCCUUCCACCUUUUCCGUGACCCUCUGACCUCUGACCUACCCUGGCCAGGUGUGCUGCUGGGCAUGUCCAUCCCAUCCAUGUGGUACUGGUGUUCUGACCAGGUUAUAGUGCAGCGUUCCCUGGCUGCUAAGAACCUACUACAUGCUAAAGGAGGGUCUCUGCUGGCUGCCUACCUCAAGGUCCUGCCCUUUUUCAUGAUGCUUCUGCCUGGUAUGAUCAGCAGAAUACUGUAUCCAGAUGAGGUAGCAUGUGCUGACCCAGAGGCGUGUAAGAAGGUUUGUGGAAAUUCGGUGGGCUGCUCGGAUAUUGCUUAUGCCAAACUUGUCAUGGAACUCCUUCCUUCAGGACUGCGGGGUCUCAUGAUGGCUGUGUUGCUGGCUGCUCUUAUGUCUUCCCUGACCUCCAUCUUCAACAGCUCCAGCACACUCUUCACCAUGGACCUGUGGAGACACAUGCGCCGUGCCUCUGAGUGGGAGCUCAUGAUCGUGGGCAGAGUGUUUGUACUUGUAUUAGUGGUGGUGUCAGUGUUAUGGAUCCCUCUGGUUCAAGCCAGUCAGGGUGGACAGCUUUUCAUCUACAUCCAAUCUAUCAGCAUCUACCUACAGCCCCCUGUCUCUGUUGUGUUCCUGAUGGGCUGCUUCUGGAAAAGGACAAAUGAGAAGGGGGCCUUCUGGGGCUUGGUGCUGGGUCUGCUGGUUGGACUUGUACGUAUGAUUCUGGAUUUCAUCUACCCGGUACCGCAGUGCUACGAGACAGAUAGUAGACCUGAUGUCAUCAAAUACGUGCACUACCUGUAUUUCUCCAUCAUCCUCUCUUUGUUCACACUGACUGUGGUGGUGUGCAUCAGUCUGACUGCAGAAAAACCCACAGAAGAACAGAUAAGUCGCCUGACAUGGUUUACAAGGUUAGAUCCUGUGCAGAGGAGUGAAGCAGAUAAGGAAGCUGCAUUUCAUAUUCCUGACCCUGGAACGCAUGAAACAGAAAAGAGCAGCGUAAAUAUUGAGGAGUGCCCAAAAGACUCAAGUAGUAUAAACCAAAAUGGAAAGACUCCAUCUAAGCUGAAGAACAUCUUGCUCUGGCUGUGCGGAAUGAAGCAAGAAUCUGGAGGAGAAAAUGCCCCUCCAUCCCUUCCUGAUACAGUGGUAUGUUCCCUGGAGGAAGACCCACGCCUAAGGCAUGUAGUAAAUGGAAAUCUUAUUGUCUGCCUGUCUGUAGCAGUGUUUCUCAUCGCCUACUGGGCAUGAGACAAUCUUAUUGUCUGCCUGUCUGUAGCAGUGUUUCUCAUCGCCUACUGGGCAUGAGAGAUCUGAGCUCCCAAACUGCCACUUCUUAAGGUUGUGUUUGACUGGUAGUAUCAGUAGGCAAACAAUGAUAAUCCCUCAAAAUCAAGUUAACAUUUUGGAUUAUAUAUCUUUUGGUAGUUAUCAAACAACUAAUCUCUUGUAAAUCAGUUGCAUUAUUGGGUUUCUGCAAUUUCAUCUCAAUGUUUAUCACUCAUUUCGCACAUUUAUGAUCAUUCCAAAAUGGAAUAAGAUUGUUCUAAAAUGGACAAAAUGAGGUUUUGGGAGGAGAAAACUUCCAAUGAUGAGAAAAGUGCUAUGGCUAUAGUAUUUAUUUAGAAUGAGCCAUUGAGGAGUUUUUGAAUAUUACUGCAGUAACAUUUAUACUGCGGUUCAAGUGAACCUUUUUGGUUAUUUGUCUUAAGAAAUCGUCUGUUAUCCCUAAGGUUUAUUAAUAAACAUUCAUACAAAACUGACACAUCUCAAAGAGUUUAUUUUAAAUUCAAAUUUUAUUUAUUUUUCUUAUUGCCAGGCGUUUUAUUAGGUAUUUGUGUAUCAUAAAAGUUGCCAUGUAGGAAAUACAGCAGCAAUCCGUACAAUAUACUAUCUUUAUUCACUCCAUAGAACCAAGUAAGCCAUUGAAAUGCUGCUCACAUGGAAUAAAAGAGCCAAGAAAAUUUUAAGAAAAAUAAAAAUCAACAUUUAAAAGUCAUUCAGGGAUAGCAUAUCAUAGGAAAAACAGGAUUUGCAAGUCAGUAAUGAAAUGGAUGAAUGGCUGUUGCUUUUCCAACUGUUUCCUGAGUUGAACUGAACCAUUAAAAUACUCAUCCAUUUUUACUAAUUCUGUGGCUCAAGGCAAAGGUAAUGUGCUCUGAGAAGGAAAAGUAGAAAAAAAUACAUUACAGAAAGUUAUUUUUUUUAAAAAAAGGCCUGGAGACUUUAAAAACUCAAAAUUCCCACUCUAUCCCAGCCCCUCCAACAAAGCCUUUCUAGGAGUUCAGUAAUGGGUCCUUUUUAGAGGACUUCAAAACUGUGCAGCUUUUUACCUGAAAUGGCCAAGCCUAUUUUAGAAAGAGAUGAAAUUCAGACACAUAGGGAAAAGUAACCUUUCAACUGGUAGGGUUAAAUACUGUUAUGUGUCUACAAAAUUAGGCAACUCUUAUGGCCAAAUAAGAAUAUCAAUGACAUCUGUAUUUAAUAGAAGUUGAAGUAGAUAUUUUGGAAUUUUGUUUUGAUUUUGUUGUAUUGCUGUAUUUUUUGGUCCAUUAGAUCAAACCCUGUGAAGCUAUACCAUUUCAGUAUGAUUUUCUUUCAAAUAAAACAAGUGGUGAAAAAAGUGAUUGUCUAAAUCUCAAACGUAAAAUUGUAAUAUGCAUCCAAUAUUGCACCAAAGUCAAACAAUACUUGAUAUUUAGCCAUAUCCUGUAUUUCCAACACAGGCCAUUUGAACUCAAAGGUUCAGUACGCCACGCAUAUUAUAACCAUAUUCUAUAAGCCAAUUGUUGGUCUUGUAAAAAUCUCUAACACCAUCUGAGGC